Cuscuta campestris is the source of this 1366-nucleotide messenger RNA. The record is from the annotation of a GenBank genome assembly. Lineage: Eukaryota; Viridiplantae; Streptophyta; Magnoliopsida; Solanales; Convolvulaceae.
AAUGCUCCCUAAAUUCAUACCCUAAUUGACUUCAAUUCCCUUCAUAUAUGUACCGAGAUUGUGUCUCUCUCACUCCAACAAUAAAAUUCAUUCAGAAAACACCUCCUUUACCGUUCUAUCCUCCUGCCAUUUCAUCGGCUUCGCACCACGUUCUGGAAGAGAAAUGCCAGAGGAUAGUUGUAUGAGUCUUGAUCACAAGAGAAAAAUAAGUUCUGAUGGCUUAACUGCUAACCCAAAGAGAAGAGAAGUCAGCAAUAAGGAGGAGACAUCAGAUGACGAUAAUGACAAUGAAGAUGAAGAGAUGGUGCCAGAUUCCCCAUAUACUUCAGAAGACUCAAACUUUUCUUUAGGAGACAUAUCUUGGAUUCACUUUAUAUUGAAUCGACAAUUUGUUCAAGUCUUGUCUAGGAAGGUAGAAACUGAUUUUGAACUCAAGCAGCUUGCAAAAGAGCUUUUUCAAUCCCUUAGGAAUGCUGUUGAAGAUGGUGAACAAGUUUCAAGUAUUGUUGCCGGAGUGAAAAAGCUUUUUGAGAGUGAUGUGUUUGUUCAAGCGUGUGUUGAGACAUAUAUGGAGGAUCCGCAAUUGCUUGUUGAGUUAGAGCCUAACUUUAACACAGAAGGCAAAGAACGAAUGGAAGCUCUCAAGAGAGACAUGUUGUUCCCAAGCAUUUUGCAAGAGACUCAAACCAAUGCGAUUAUUAGAGGAGUCCUGACUGUUGUGUUCGGGUACUGGAGCGAUAAAGAUUGUUACAAUGAGGUGUCUGAAGCAGUUAAUAAAGAACUGCAGAAACUUCACAAACCUAACAACGAACCUCCAGUGGAGAUGGUGUAUCAUGAUAUUCCUAAUAUUGAUGUCUCUCCCGACAUUGAGGGGUUGAAAGAAGCGUUGGCUAUUAGAUAUCGAGAUGAUCCUAACCAAGAUUACAAUCAAAUAUGUGAAGAGGUCGAUAGCAACAAGUCUUAUUUUGAGGAGAAGCUGAAUCUUAGCUCUGAUUUACCUGGCAUGAUCCCAAAGCGGAUUACAAGGUUGGUGGUUGCAUGGGUUGGCAAGUCCUUGAAAUUGGGUGGUAUAGACUUCGUGGCUAGGCGAGAGCAGAAUCCCUAGCCUGACUCUGAUGUGGUUUAGUUGGCGUUUUUAGGAUAUAUUUGGCUGGUCAUUUUAAAUCUGUGACUGUAGCACAGUGAUACUUGUUGAAGACCUUAUAAUUUGGCAAGUAGUCCUAGACAUUUAAGUGUGUUUUGUCCUUGUGAUCAAGAAGCAGCUGCCAAUGUCUGUUAAACGUGGUGACAUGUACUAUAACAAACGAUGAAUGUAUUAAGGAUUCAGAUUUGAGAAAAGAAACCAAAAUAUAAUGUUUCCUGGUAG